This is a messenger RNA of Biomphalaria glabrata, 9164 nucleotides long. Its product is annotated as zinc finger protein 62-like. Gene Ontology annotation, cellular component: nucleus. The transcript is spliced from 7 exons. The coding region runs from base 238 to 2229 and encodes 663 amino acids. Gene Ontology annotation, biological process: regulation of transcription by RNA polymerase II. Lineage: Eukaryota; Metazoa; Mollusca; Gastropoda; Planorbidae. Gene Ontology annotation, molecular function: RNA polymerase II cis-regulatory region sequence-specific DNA binding; DNA-binding transcription activator activity, RNA polymerase II-specific. The record is from RefSeq and is a predicted model, not a curated record.
CCCCCCAGCGAUUUAUGACGUCAUAACGUCUGCCAAGGUGAACUACCCAAUUAUUGGUCAGCCAACAUAAUGAGAUGAGUUACUUACCUUUCGAACUUCCACAAAACACUAUCUAAUCUACGGCCUAGAUCUUCGUGAUUUAAAUUUCCAUUAUUAUAGAAAUAAGAAUACAUUUUCAUUUAAACUUCGUUCAGCGAUCCAACUGUAAAAGAAGAAUGUUUCAUCAAAUUGACUUACAUGUCCGAUACAGAAUGUGGCGCCAUCUGUGUGCGCAAAGAUGUGAUGGACAAAUUCAAUGUUAUUAUGGAAGAAACCAAACUCGAUGCUAAUGAACUUAUGGAACAUUUUUUUGGACUGUAUAAUUGCUGUGUUAAGCUCGUUCAUCCCAACAAACUGCCUAUGGGCCAGAACCCUGGUGUGGGACUGCCAGUUCAGAUCAACUCUGCUCAGCUUGUACAGAUGCAGCAACAGCAGCAGCAGCAUAGACAAAUUAACUCCGAAGUGAAGACAGAAAAUGAAGACUUCAUUCCUGUGGGUAUGACUUACAAUAACAAUAACAUAAAUAACAACAUGGCAGACAGCAGCGGGAGCAGCAAGAACUCUUCAGUAAGUGAGAAUGAGGAAGUUACCUGUGUUGGAGUAUCCCAGAUUGGCGGGGAUUGUAGCGUUGAUGACAAGGUACACUUACUGCAGAGAUUAAGAGAGCAAGCCAACGCAGCCAACUUUAGUGCAGGUGGUGGUCAGCAAGGAGCUGUGUACCCCCAUUACAAUUCUUUUACAGCUUCGUCAAUGGGGCCACCCUCGAUGGUUCCUUUACCCAACGCUACUUUGUAUACUAGCACUGGGGACAAUGGGCAGCCAAGGAAAAGAAAAAAAAAGCCAAAGAAAGCAAAGCUACUGUCAUCCCCAGCCCAGGCAGCUUCCCUUACUGAAGGAGAAGAUUUGCUGAAAAGUUCCAUGUGCUCGCUGUGUCAAGCUGUAUUUGCCAGGUUUACUGACUUGCUGGCACAUCACAAAGCUGUUCACAACUCGGACACCAAUCACCCUCUGCGUUGCAGGGCUUGCGGGCGCACUCAGACUUCUGAGGCCGGCUUGAUCUACCACCAGGUCUACGUUUGCAAGAUGGUGGAAAGGCCACACGCCUGUCAACUAUGUGGCCUGAAAUUCCAGACAGAGGAAAUGGUUUUGGUGCACAAGUGUAGUGGUUGCCCUAGAAAAAAGUAUGCCUGUGAGUUCUGCGACCACUACCGCACAGAGUCCUCGAGUGACCUUGAAAAACACAUGAGGAUCCACACCAAUGACAAAUGCUAUGUUUGUAGGGUGUGUGGCUUCUCCACUGCCUGGAAGAAAAAUCUAAAGGAGCAUAUGGUGAAGCACUUAGGGCUGAAGCCUUACGUCUGUGACCUCUGUGGCUAUAGCACCUCCGACAGGCACAACUUGCGGGCCCACCGUCUCAAGCAUUAUCAGAAAGGUGAAGGUUGUGAAAAGUGUGGGGGGGAAUGCCACUGUAAGCCUCUAGCUAUCAAGAAAAGAAAAAUGAGCCUUGGUGCUUUGGAUGGUAACAGCCCAGGCUCGACAGGGGGCAAGGAUCUUGAGUGCCCUUACCCCCAGUGUGUGUAUCGGACCAAGCUAGAAUACAUGAUGACCAAUCACAUGCUGCGUCAUCAAGGAAUGGCAGAGCAAGGGAUGGGCGCCCCUCAGGCAGGAGGCAAUGCAGCAGGUGGGGGAAAUAAUGCAGGAGGAGGCGGAAACAAUUAUAACGGUCAACAUGGGAACCAGGAACAAAACAAAAACCAUCACCGUGGUCAAGGGGUGAUGGCUAACAGUGGCGGAGGGCAGUAUGGUGCCGGAGGCCAUCAUUCUUCAUCUCCUGCUUCAUCCAUCUCCUCCACAUCUUCCAUUCCUACUUCCUCUAUCCAAUCCAGUCAACCCAACCCGCCCACCCUUGUGUCAACUCAGGCGGUCAAUCAAAUACCCAUAGAAUGGAAGGCCAUCGGCCAGGUACCACCUCCAGGGGUAUGUGGGGUGUUGACGGCUCCUAACCAUUUUGGCUCUCUUGUCCACCACCAACAGGUACCCCUCACUGCUCAGUCCAUGGGCACUUGGGCCUCCCCUCUCUCUCCACCUACUGUACCCCCAGGGCUUCUUGCUAAUAGAGUGAACGUCCAAAUGGCUGGACAGAACAUGGUGGCUCGGCCGAUGCCUGUGUUCCCCAAUAUGCCCAACUGACUAUAACAGUGGAGCGGUGACAAUAAAUCUCUUAUCAUUUGCAUAGUAACCACGUCAUGCACCACUAGAAAUUUAGUGCCAUAUGCUCACCACAUAUAGCAACCAAACUAAAAGAUGUAAGAGUCUCUCAUUUUAUUAAUUACAUUCUAUAAACAUUAUCAUACAUGUUGAGUGAAGCAAGGGAAUUUUUCUGCCAUGUCUUGAAUAACUUUUUUUCUCAAGUUUGUUUUUUCGUGGCUUAUCCGAUGAUGGACGUAUUCCCCUGUCACAGUUUUAUUGCAACCACAUGCUUCAACAAAAUGAAAGCUUCAAAAAAAAAAAGAUAAACAGUCUGUGUUAAUGUGGCUGAAAUAAAAUCAUUCUCACCUAUUGACAACUUUGUUUUUUAUUUCACAUCACAAGAGGAUGGAUCUGUUCAUGAAUGGCAUUCAGUGUUGUGUAUCUCAGAUUGAAAGAGCUGUGAGCUCUGUGUCCACAAAUGAAAUUGACAUAUUGGAAUACCCUUUUAUUUUUUUCAUCAGCUAUUGAGGGUGUAUAUGAUUCUAAUGUGACAUGAUUUGUGUUGAAUGUAUCUUAUAAUUUAUUUGAAAGGAUUGCUGCCAAUAUACAACUUCAUAGGAACUAUUUGUCACCUGAUCUGAUGUGAGGCAACGGAAGAUUACCGUUCAGCAGUAGCUAAGUAGGUUGUUUUUGCGUUGAGGUGUAAGUCAUACCGAAAUUAUUGGACAGAUACUGCAAUUAACCUGUUGAUGUCAGCUAACUUGAAAAAUUUUGCUUGCACCUAUUGUGUCAGCACUUUACCAAGUGUUAGUCAAAGUGUACUGGAAUGUCUGGUGAACAAAUUAGAGAUGCAUAAACAGGUUUAUAAUUCAGAGUUCAUUUUUUAUUUUAGUUACCAAUGUAUGGCCAAUAACCAGUUCAUGUUAGUUUUUAAGACCCCAGUCCUAAAAGUAUUUAUGCUAAAUUCUUUUAUGACAAAAGGUUAAGCACCACUUUUAGACCUUGUGAUCCAUGGGAAAGAUGAUAAAAGGUUAUCUGUUUCUAUGGCAAAGGAUUAAUGAGAGUGUCAUGUAGCCAGCACAAUGACCAACCACCUAAGUUUUCCCCAACUAAUGUCAGGUACACAUUAGAUUUGGGUGGACUCAGUGGCAUCCUUAUAAAUCCCAUUAAAAGCUCAAAAUCCCAGUCAUCAUUGGUAUUGAAUCUGUGUCGAGUGCAGCAUCACUCAGCCACCAUGUCCCUAUUUUUGAUAAAACUGAACUCCUUUUAUUUUGGCUAUUCUUUAACUUAAGACUAUUUAAACUAUGGUACAUUUUCAUACUCCGAUAACUAUGUAAAUGUUGACAUGCCAUUUUGUUGGAGUUACUUAUUUGUACUGUUUCAGUUAAAUUGUUUUUAUCAACUGGAUAUAGACAUUUUCAGUUUCUUUACUACACAUUAUGAUUAUGUUUACAGGGUGAAAUGAAAAUUGGAAAGGAAAUAGAGAGAGUUUUCUUACUAUUCUUAGCUACUCUUGUUAGAAGAAUUUUUCAUAAAUGAUGAAACUUAUUGGAAGCUAUGUUUUUUAAAUUUUUUCUUCUGAGAAUAGAAAUUCAACAAUAUUAAAUAAUGUAAGAUGUUGAUAGAUAUUUUAACCAGCGAAAGAAUUAAUUUUGCAAGAAAAGAAAUAAUUGUUGGUGCAAUCAUUUUAAAAACCAUUAUAGAUCUAGAUUCUCUUAACAGGAAGUUUUUAUAUUAAGUUGCAGUAUAUCUUUACACAUUACUCAUUAGUUAGAUUAAACUUUUAAAAAAAUGUGCUAAACUUCAGUUUAAUUUUUUAAAUAUUAUAUACCAACAAUGUCUUCCACAAUAAAAGCACUUAGUGUUAAUUAAGUGGCUUUCUUAAAUUGAGAACAGUUCUAAAGUGGUUACUUAAAUGACAGUCAUCAUUCAAUAGUUUCUGACCAUUAGGUGAAGUCCUUUAUUACUUAAAUAUCUUUUCAUGAAGCUUUUUAAUUUUUAUUGGUCUAAUUACAUGAUUGGUAAAUAAUAUUAGAUCUACUUUGAAUUUGUAUUUUAUAAGGUUAAACAACAAUAGAUUUGAAAAAAAAAGUAAAGUACUAGUAGCCUUUUCAGACCUUGCUUGCACAGAAAUAGAAAUGAUAUAUAUUCUGAUAAGAAUUGUUUUUGUUAGGUAAUGUAGGUCUUUUGAUGAACAUUUAAAAAUAGAUUUAUAAACUUAUGGUGUUAGUAUUACUAUGUUGUGUGGAAAAAAAAAGAUUCACUUUGAACACUAAUUUUAAUGGGUAUUUCCCCUUUGUAUGGCAAAACAAUGUAUACUGAAGCUGGUUCAGUACUUACUGACCAGUGUGUCUUACACAUGAUGAUGUUUGGAAACAUCUCUACAGCUAAUUGGCCUCCUUCAGUCAAGGGACAGACCAUGGUUCAUCUCAAGCACUUUUUCAUGUGGCUGUGGAGCCCUAUUUUGGAGAGACACUCCCUUCCACAUAUGUUGCAGGUCAAGGUGGCUGUCACUUUUUUUGGUAGAUGAGCUGGCCAUUUUUUGCAAGGCACACUUUUCUUCAAGAGCCGAGGCCUAUGUUUUCUCGCUGUUCAUCGCUUUCUUGGUCACCGUCUCUCUCCAACUAGUGCGGUCUAGGGCUAACAGGACCUCUAACCAUCUGUUGUACUAGGUAAUAGGUUUACAUAGUGCUGCUUGGAACAAUACUUUACAGUGAGUCAGACUGUGGUCUAGUUUGAUUUCUUUUGAGAGGGGGGGGGACUGUCAUGUAUUCAUUUUUAGAUGUUAAGAAGUGAUUCAGAUGUGUACACAACUUUUCCUUAUGUUCUUGGCAUUUUAUUUUUUUUUGGUACUGGACUUUGUCCUUUUGAUUAUUUUGGACUAGAAAUUUUAAUGUAAUGAGGGUUAGAGUAGCAAAUUAUUGCUAGAUAAUGCUCAAGCAAUAAGUGCCAUUUCCUCAAAUUUUGUAGAGCUUGUAGUCAGUUUUCAUCUUCCCCUGGGAAUAUUUGUUUAUCUUGAGUCUCAGUCUGUAACUAUUUACCACUCAGGCAUUUUGUAAAACAGCAAUUAUUUUAGCUAUCAAAAUAAUUUUUUUUUAUCUUUGCUAUAUUUUGAAGCUGUUUAAAUUUUUUUUGUCAUCGUUCAUGACGCCUAUUAUAAUAUCCCUACAAGAUCAACGCCUAAUCUUUUGACUCAGAACCGGACACAACAGAAUGAGACAACAUAUGUUACAGAAGCUAAAAAAUGGUAACCAGUGGAGUGUCACCAGAGAAUGCUGACCAUGUCCUUUAAAAUUGCAUUCUUUACCAAGAGGCCCGAACAAGACAUUGACCCCAAAAUACCCAUUUAUACAGAAAACUAUAUGUAGAGAGCUCCCUGGUUUGGAAACCACUGUGCAGUUCAUCUCAUAUAUUGGUCUAGUCAUCUGAAUCCUCCAACAUAAUACGGUAAUGAGAACGAGGAAAAAGAAGAACCAUUCAUAAAAGUUAAACAUAAUUUACAUUACUGGGUACUCCCUAUUCCUCUUAGUUUAUUGUUCUAUAGAAAUAUUAACAAGAUUUGUUUGAAUGGAACAAUUUAUACAAGGUAUCAAAAACAGCAUAUCACAUAAAAGUUAGUCAAAUUUUUUGAAAAUCAUUUAGUAACAAUGCUAGCUUGUGCAGGAGGCAUGGCUGUGAUAAUUCACCUUGAUCUUUAUCAGUGUCUGGAUCUUGACCUAAACAUGAACAAAUAUUGUAAAUACGAGGGGAGUAGUUCAUAUUAUGCUGGGCUAUGCACACAACUCUUUGGUCAUGCUUACUGAAAUAACAGGAGAAACCCUUUCUGAAAUGGAGGCGCUAUCUAUGCUUUAACUGCACUGUAAAUAAGACAUUAUGUAACAAUUCAGAACGCUUUUACCCAACCAUUGAAACUGCACAAAUGUCAUAAGUUAAUUUUCAACUUUUGUUUUUUUGGUUGGUGGUUCAGUCCAAUUAUUUUUUUCCCCCACUCUCUUUUUGUUUGAAAAACAAAAUUAUUUAUCAUAAUUAUUAUAUACAUGUCUAUGUUUUUAUAUAAUGUUAUAUACUGUAUCAUUUAAAAAGAAAUAUUCAAUGAAAGCAAAUAUAUAUGUAUACAUUGCAUUUAUAUGCACAAUUUGUGUGUGAAUAGAUCUAUGGAUGUCAUUUUUUUUAAAAAUACUAUGUAAAUGUAUUCUUUUAAAAUAAUUUAGUACGUCAUUGUUUAAAUUUCAGUUGGUAUAUUAAUAUUGGGCUUAUGAACAUAAUUAGAGUUGGCAGUUUUAUAGCCUAAUUAUGAUUCAACCUCAUACUAAUUGAUGCUUCAUUACAUGUAGAUAAAAAUUUCAAGAUAAUGGUUGUAAAUAAUACUUGACAUGUUUUUAUUCUUAUGAAAAGUAUCACAUUAACUUUGGUCUUCAUUUGUCUUUGUUCCUGGGAGAGGUCUGAUUUGUAACAACAUAAUAUGUGCUACUUAAUUGUAGAUAACAAAUUUGAUUUUAUUUGGUUUUCAAGUCUUCCUUUAAGUUUGUGUAAAUGACGGAUGUCCACAAUUAAAACUGCACCUAGAGGAUAACAUCGUUGUCUGUUGUAUGUUCUAUACCCACAAAUCUUGGUUAGAUACAAAGAUUAAAAGAUGGGUUUCAUGCUUUUAUGUGAAUUUCAUGUGAACAUGUUAUCAUGACAGCAAACUGGAAGUGGGUUUAUUUAAGGUCAUCUUGUAUGUGUGUGGGAGAAGUGGUCUGCCACAGACUAUUUUUUUUUUUGCUCAUGAAAUUGAGUGCAAUUUUGUUGCAGUGACAUUUACGUAUAUUGGUUCUGGAUUUCAAGGUUUUGGGAGAAUUUUUAUUUUCUCCCCACUAAGAAUGUUGAGGUCAUUAUGUUUACCACACAUUAUAAGGUUUUAUCUUGAAAAUGGUCUCUUAAACUAUUCAUCCACAACAAAAUACUAAGGACUUAUGGCGCAUAUGAUGGAAAGGAAUCUCUUGGGUGGUGUUGUUCUAAUGAAAUCAGACCAUCAUUACAUUGGACACUUGGAAUAUAUACAUUUUACAUGGUGCUCUGUUCACGUGUCUCCAUACCCCCCCAAAAAAAAAAACAACCUCAAACAAAUUGUGUCAAUCAGUGAUACCUAACCAACAGUGUAUGCACCAUAUCCAGUCAGUGAUGCAGCACUAUCCACAGACACCCCCCCCCCCCUCAAAACUUCUGCCCAAUGAAGACGCCUUCAAUUAUUUUUUUUUUGCUGUGAUGUGGGCCUUGACAUGAGCUCUGAACACUUCAAUGGUUGGGUACUGCUUGGUGGUCACACCAUCCAAAGAAGAAAGACAAGGCAAAAUGAAUUUAUUCCAUUUUUUUGUUUAUUUGUAUUGGUUGCUACAUCUUACAUUAUGGAUGUACACACCAAAAGACAAGCAAAACAAAAUAAAAGGUUACAAUGCAAAUUAUAUUAUUCUUCCUCACUCUUGUCAUAUCAAAAGAUAAAGGAUUAAUUGGAUGCUUAAGGAUCAACUUCCAGCCUCCUGCCAGUACUUUCAAAUAUAACUUUUUCUCUGCUAAAAGGGGACGUAAGCUCCACAGCCUGACUGUUGUUCCUAGCAAAAUAACUGUCAGCAUUGUUGCAUGACAUUGGAAUGACAAUGUUGGCUUUAAGUAAUGUGCUGGAUAUGCAAACUCAUUGAAACAAACACUGACAAGCAGGCUAGUUGGCUUAACAACUAUUGUUGACCCCAGACAUUUUUAUAGUAACUAUACACACAAAUAAUUUAGCAGUAGGCUGAUAUGGCAAUAUAGUCAAAGUUGGUUGUGCAAAUGGAAUGCGUUUUUUUUUUGUUGUUAUUUUGACACUGAAGAAGGGUUUUCUUACAAUGUAUUGGAUAGAAGCACAUAGAGUACUGCAGCAGUUCUUCAUGAAAUAACAAUCUGCCAACAGGAAAGUUUACAAAUCUUACUACUGGACACAAGUACAUUGUAACCUAAGAAUGCUGUGUUUAUAAAUAUAUUUUAGAUGGAUUUAGAUGUGAUCCUUUGAGGGAACAAAUAGAGACAUUGAUAGAGGAGUUAGAAAAUGUUUUCUUUAGGUUAUUAAAAUGUAUAAAUUUACUUUGUCUUCAGUUACCGCAAUGUGUUGUUAAAUAACACUUAUUUGAAUGUUAGUUUGAGAAAAUAACUCACUUUUUAAUUGGCCAAAUAGUAACUUUUUAAAAAUACAUUUUGUUGAAAUGUUUUGGUCAAUAUGUUUUUUAGGGAACACUAAUGUUGAAACAUCUCAAAACAAAAAUGUUAGAAAAAAAAAAUGAUCACAAUUUAUAUUAAAUUUUUCUUUUAAAAAAUUUACUUUAAAAAUUGUACAACUGUAUCUUUAGGUUGUGGUAGAUCAUAAAUAUAAAGACUUGGAUAUGUGGAAACUAAAUUGUCAUUGACAAUAAUUACAUAUGUUUACAAAGCACAAUUAGUUUACACAUAUUGUAAAAACCAAACUCAGGUUUUUUUAUUGUCAAUAUUUUAUAUAGACUACAAGCCCAGCUGUUAACUUUAAAACUUUGAUAAAACUCCUGAAAAAAUUAUCUCCAGACUAUAUUCUCAUUAAGCACAUCUGAGAGAUGACAGCACAUAAUGGUGAUUUGUAUGGUAAAUAUUUAAAUAUUCUAACAAGCAUACGCUAAGGAACAUAUCAGUCAUGAAGUGGUAAAACAUGAUACAGUUCAACUACACCAACACACAUUUUGAUUAAAAUUGGUUUAAAACAAGUCUCUAAAUACAUUCAGCUCACAUUGUAAAACAUUUGAUGGAUGGAAACCACAUAGACAAUAAAAGUUAUUUGUUGAACAUAUGAUUUAUGAGAUACAGGUAACUUAUAGCAAGUUUUGGUCUAUAAAUGUUACAGUCCAAUUUCAGAAGCAUCAUGUAGAAACAAUAUAAGGAAGAUAAACAGAUUU